AUGGGGCUAAACAUGGUGCUUAUGUACCGCGCCUGGUUUAACCGUAUAUAUUGCCGCAACGUCAUACUCCAGCCGGGUGACGACAGCAGGUACAGCGGUGUUGAGCUGAGCAACCGGUGUGCCGAAAUCGUGUAUAUGCCGCAGUCACUAGGCGCGUCCUUCAUCCUGGAAGUGGAUAACUUCGUCCUGGUUAACAAGACCGUUUCCGCACGUGACCCGGCCCCGCUAUGCUACACCAUUCCGCAGAUCCCGCUGGAUGCCCAGCUGUGUCUGCAGGUGUACGAUCUGGACUUCAACUGGGCCAAACUGGACAUUAGCGGCUGUGUGAAUUUCCAGGGAAAACUCGAAGGCAUGUCGAUUUUGACCAUCAAGCUGGGCUGCUUCAAUCUGCCGCUGAAGGAAGCGCCGCGCGGACUGCAUGAACGGGAGGAACUGUAA
This is a messenger RNA of Paramacrobiotus metropolitanus, 438 nucleotides long. RefSeq lists its product as uncharacterized. The transcript is spliced from 3 exons. Bases 1 to 438 code for a protein of 145 amino acids. The record is from RefSeq and is a predicted model, not a curated record. NCBI's taxonomy places the organism in Eukaryota, Metazoa, Tardigrada, Eutardigrada, Parachela, Macrobiotidae.